AUGUGCAAUCAAGAGAAGCCCUUCUGGAGUCUGAUUCCACUCAUCAAGAAAGUGUCAAAGAAGUAUUUUUCGCCUUCGAAUCAGCACAGAGGAACCCUUUUCACUCCUGGUUUUUCUGUUGAAAAUCCUGUCUUCGAGUUUAAUGAUUCAAGGGAAGAAGAUGAUGACCAGGGGCAUUUUGGUCAUUUCAAGCAAUCCGAGGGUAGUAUUGGUAACGAAAAGAGGGUGUAUCCGGUUAGACUUGGAAAGUUUAGAGCCACAAAUGUUGGAAAAAGAGAUGAAAAGGAAGUUGGGGAGACAAGUAAUAGCAAUUUUGAUGCAAGAAGAUGUUACUCGAUGGGAUCUUAUGAGUAUGUGGUGGGAAACUCAGAUUUAAGAGUGGCAUUUGUUCCCAAUAGGGGUAGUAGUAGAAGGGGCAGUUUUGGUAAUAAAGAUAAAGAAAAUAGCUCAAUUGAUGGGGGUAAUGAUGGAAAGAAAAUCAGCAAUCGAAGCAAAGGUGAGAGCUUUUCAGUUUCCAAGAUUUGGCUUUGGUCAAAGAGAGAUCAUCAUAAAGGUCAAAUAUCUUCAGGUACCAAUACCCAUAUGGUUAAUUCGUCUGUUAAUGUUAGUUUACCGUUUAGAAAUGCAAAUAAUACUCAUAGUUGA
Molecule: messenger RNA, 645 nt
Organism: Lactuca saligna
Lineage: Eukaryota; Viridiplantae; Streptophyta; Magnoliopsida; Asterales; Asteraceae
Source: the annotation of a GenBank genome assembly